Pecten maximus is the source of this 3036-nucleotide messenger RNA. RefSeq names its product proteasome assembly chaperone 4-like. The transcript is spliced from 3 exons. The record is from RefSeq and is a predicted model, not a curated record. Gene Ontology annotation, biological process: proteasome assembly. NCBI's taxonomy places the organism in Eukaryota, Metazoa, Mollusca, Bivalvia, Pectinida, Pectinidae. The coding region runs from base 20 to 427 and encodes 135 amino acids.
UUUCGGAAGUUUACAAAGCAUGGCGGACGGAGAGAGAGUUGGUGAUGAGGUAGCAGACAAGGUCCCAAGAAUGGAUGAGCCUACGCCAUCAAUCAGUGUUCACACAUUUCAUGAUCAAAUAAUGGACUCUGAAUGUUUCUUCCAAGUUAUCAAAUUAGAAGACAGCUUUCACUUGUGGAUAGGAAAUACGCCUGCUACAUUUGGCUCAUUUACCGUAGCUAUGCAAACUAAAUUUGACAAAUUACCAUCGUCAGUUCCACUCAUUGGAGGGUCUGAUUCACCAAGUAAUUCAUUAGCUCUACAAUUAGCAAAGAAAACUGGAAAACAAGUGUUCGUGAGCUGUAAUUUGGCAUUUCAUGGACAAAUGAUGCCACUUGUGGAAAAAAGAAUAUCACAAGAGUUAAACAAACAUCCAGAAUAUUUUUGAGAUGAUUUUGAUGAUUAAAAAUAUAAAGUAUACUUUUAAAAAUGUCCAAGCCGAUUGGAUGCCUAUUGGAUGUCGAAAAACUCAGCACUAUCUUCAAUCUUGUGUUCAAUCACUGUCAAUAUUGAGAGUCUUAUAAAGCUGUCAGUUUGUCAGAUUUAUGUUGUCAUCAAAGGAUUUCGUCCUCAGACGGACAUUCCAUUCAUUAAUAGAAAGUUUGUUAUCAAUAGAACAUGUGAGUGUAAUACUGAAUUUUAUAUUCUGACAGAUAAUUAUGUUGAAAUUCAAUCUAGUUUGAUGACGGAACCAGUACCAUUGAAUCCAUUGCUAGAGGAACAAAUAAUUAUACAAGACACAAAAUAAUUUCUUGACAUUCAAAACAAUCUCUCAAAAAUCUACUGAAAGUGUUGUGUUAUUGGUCUUGAUUAUUCUUAGUUCUUUAAAGUAAAGUGCUUGUUUUCUACCCAUUCACGGUGUUCAGCUGUGGUGAACUUACUGGUGAGCUGUACUGGGUUAGGAAGUAAUCUCCAAGGGGUCACAACUCUUAAUUAGCUGUACUGCCUAGAAAGUGACCCCCAAGGGUCCACAACUAAUGAUUAUCUGUACUGAUUAGUUUGUGAUCACCAAUUGCAAGGGUCCACAGUUCAUGAGUAGCUGUACUGCCUAGAUAGGGAUCCCAAGGGACCAAAACCCAUGAUUAUCUGUACUGCUUAGUAAGCGACCCCCAAGGGGCCAAAAAUCUCAUAAUUACAGCUAGGGCAUCCAAUAGGAUUAAAAUCUCAAGAGUCAGUGACUCUCAGCUCUGAAAUCCUAAGAGUCAAAUCAAAAUCCUGAGAGUCAAAUCAAAAUCCUGAGAGUCAAAUUAUUAAAUUCUCAAACUUGACGGUUAAUCAUUCUCCAAAUGUAAACUGAUAAAUGUGUCAAAAUGUGAAGCGUCAGAUUGACACACUACAUGCAAAAGUCGUGCGUCAAAUUAAUUUUUGCUGCGUCAUUGACCCGAGGUCUCGGGUUAAUGGAUGCCCUAGAUUAGCUGUUCGGCUUAGAUAGUGAUCCCCAAAGGCCAAAACUCAUGAUUAUUUGUACAGCUUGGUUAGCGAUCCCUGAGGGACCACAACGCUAGAUUUUCUGUACAGAUUAUUAGUUAGUGAUCCCCAAGGGGCCAUAACUCUUAAUUAGCUGUACUGCCUAGACAAUGACCCAAAAGGGACCACAACUCAUAUUAUCUUUAGUGCUUAGUUAGGGAUCACCAAGGGACAAAACUCGUUAGUAUCUGUACUGCUUGGUUAGCAUUCCCUGAGGGACUGAAACCCUACAUUAUCUGUACAGAUACCCUAGGGGUUACCACCAUUAGCUGUACUGCUUAGUUAGCCAUCCCUGAGGGGAGCACAACUCUUGAUUUUCUUCUAGCUUCACAUAAGUACAAUUUUUUUCAAAGUAUAUGUAUCACAUAUACAUUGUAUAUGAUUGAUUGUCCAUGAAUAUAUUUUAAUAAUGACUGUGUUAUACAACUAUUCCAGUCACGGUAAGUCUAAACUUAGGCUUUGUGAGUUGAUAAAUCACUUGAACUGGAUCACUUUAAAGGGUAUCAUCUGUUGUGUAUGUAAUAUAGAGUUAUACACUGCCAAGGAGAGGUGAAACGAGUUCAUAAACAAUGGGUAUCAUCUGUUGUGUAUGUAAUAUAGAGUUAUACACUACCAAGGAGAGGUGAAACGAGUUCAUAAACAAUGUAUAGCUACCACACAUAUCAACUCUGCGAACUAAGGUUUCAUGCUUUCAUUAACAUUCUUUAAUACAAGUAUUUCCUUACCAAGUUUGUAUACUUAAAGGGGCAUUCCUUCGUUCCGACAUUAGAAACGUGCAAAAUGUCUAUUGAUAAAAUCUAUGCCUGAAUGAAGAUUAUAUGAGUUUCUGUGCCUACCAGAAAUGAAAGUAAAAAGAAAACAGAAAAAUGAUGUUUCACAAAUGAAUACCGUCUGCCUUUGCGGUAAUUAGUGAUACUUCGGGUCGAAUUUGAGAAUUUUUUAUGAUUUAAUACUUGAAGCACUUUUGUUUCCAUUGGGAGUAAAACUUUCGUAUUAAUAUAAAAGUUAUAACUUUUACUACUUCGUUAAAAUACACAUUUCCCAUUAAGUUUCAUUUUGGAUGAUGGAAUAUGAUUUUAAAUACUACAGUAUUCCUUAGCUUUAAGAACAUAUUUUUGAAGUCUACGUGUAAAAAAUGUAAUUUUGCCUCAGGUAAAGAUUAUCCAGAAGGGAAAGGUUGGUUUAAGAAGUUAAGGAAUGUUCAUGAAAACUAAGCCUUGUCUUGUGUAUAAUUGUAUUGAUGUUUCUGAGUAUUGAAAUAUAUAUACACGUACAUAUGUUAUGUCUAUUGAAGUGCAACAGAGCGCAUGAUGAAUUUGAAAUUUUAACAUGAACAAUGUUUUUAUAAUGCAUGUAUAAUUUUCUUGCAAUUCGUGUACAAUAUUUGUACAAUUUGUAUACAAUAUUUGACCAAUUCUAUUGAUCUUGUUAUACAUACAAUUAAGGAGGAUUCUUGUACUUCAAUCUGAGCUGUCAAAACUGUCCAGUUCAUUUUUAUAAUGAAAAGCAAUAAAAUUGGUGAAACAUUAA